AUGGCCGCGGCCGCCGCCGUCGCGUCGCCCGCCGACUGGACGGUCGUGCGCCGCCGCGGACGCCGCCGCCAGGGAGACGCCACGGCGACCGCCUCCCACCCCGAAUCUCCCCCGCCGCUCCCGUUGACCCCGGUCCCCUGGUCGCCCUCCGACCCGUCCCUCGACCCGGCCCGCGUCGCCCGCCUCCUCGACCGCGCCCGCGCCGCCAUCUCCCGCGUCGAGGCCUCCCGCCUCUACCGCCGCUUCCUCCUCCCGAGCUCCCCGCUCCGCCGCCGGCUCGCCCACCUCGCCCCCGCCCGCCUCUCCCUCCUCGGCGUCGGCAGCUUCGAGUCCUCCCCCGCCGCGCGCCUCCAGCUCGCGCUCGCCGCCCUCCUCCGCCGCGACCUCCUCCCGGGGUCCGCCACGGCCGACCUCUUCGACCCCGUCCUCUCCGCCGUCGAGUGCGCCGCCGCCGCCGCCCUCGGCUUCGCCGUCCCGAGCCUCGACGACGGCGGCCGCUGCCGCGUGGCGGAGCCCACGCUCUUCUACAUGCCGCACUGCGAGGCCUCGCUCUACGACGCGCUCCUCGACGCCAACUGGGCCCAGCUCAGCCGCGUCUGCGUGCUCGGCAACAGCUUCCGGCGCUACGCCCUCCAGGCGGAGGAGAACCGCUCGGGCCCCGCCGCCAAGGCCAAGCUCGUGCUCCAGGCGGAGCGGUUCGCGUGGGAGGAGCGCGUCGACGAGGCCGGGGACGUGGAUGAGGACGACGGGUUCGCCCGUGCCUUCAACGAGACGAGCUGGCAUUUCUUCGAGGUGGACGACCAUGUCGACCAGAGGAAGGAGAUAAGUCCCGAAGCUUUGUCUUUCGAGAAAUUGUCACUGUGAUUCUGUGAAUUGUAUUGUACCUGAUUGCACAAGCAUUCAAAGAUUCAGAGCUGAACAUCUUAGCAAAGUUUGACACUGUAAUUCAAUGAGCUGUAUUACUCGAUUGGAGAUGCAUCCAAAGAUUCAGAGUUGGACAUCUUAACAAAAAAUGUAUCACUGUAAUUCAUGAAUUGUAUAACUUAGUUGGAGAUGCAUUCAAAGAUUUAGCACUGUAAUUCAGUGAAUUGUAUUACUCGAUUGGACAUGCGUUCAAAUAUUCAGAGUUGGACAUCUUAACAAAAUGUAUCACUGUAAGUAUAUGAGAUUGGAGUACUUGAUUGGAGAUGCAUUCAAAGAUUCAGAGUUGGCAUCUUAAACAGAAUUU
Lolium rigidum is the source of this 1228-nucleotide messenger RNA. Its product is annotated as protein SENSITIVITY TO RED LIGHT REDUCED 1-like. The record is from RefSeq and is a predicted model, not a curated record. Gene Ontology annotation, biological process: microtubule-based process. Gene Ontology annotation, cellular component: cytoplasm; nucleus. The transcript has a single exon. The coding region runs from base 1 to 864 and encodes 287 amino acids. Lineage: Eukaryota; Viridiplantae; Streptophyta; Magnoliopsida; Poales; Poaceae.